This is a messenger RNA of Closterium sp. NIES-67, 643 nucleotides long. The record is from the annotation of a GenBank genome assembly. Lineage: Eukaryota; Viridiplantae; Streptophyta; Zygnematophyceae; Desmidiales; Closteriaceae.
AAGGGGGGAGAAGGCGGGUGUGUCUUGGGGCGAGGCGCCUCAAACAGCCACCCACCUGCCGCCUGGGGAGGGGACUCUAGAGUCGAUUCGAAUGUCAUGCUGCCCAGGGAGGGGACAGAAGACACGAGCUGUGGGGGUGGAGGCACGGGAUAGCGGGGGAGGGUGGGGGAGGGUGGGGGAGGGUGGGGGAGGGUGGGGAAGGAAAGAGGGGAGGAGAAGAGCAGUAGUUGGAGUAGGAAGGUGGGGAGAAGUGGUGGUGAAGAAUGUGUGCAUGGGGCACGCAGGAGCCCACUGUGGCCACGUUUGGGGUCCGAUUCCCUUCCUUGCGCGCCGCCCACACAUGGCACAGGAUCCUGGGUUGGUUGCAGCAGCCGGCAGCUGGGUUGCACUCCCUCUCCCGCAGUACUUUCAUCUCAGCUACAUGGGCUGUGGCGUGCAUGGUGGAGCACGGCAGGUGGAUGCUGCUUGAGAAGUCCAAGCUAAGUGUUAGUAUUCUCGUUUUGAGACGUCUCGAAACGUGCCGAGGUGGAGCGCACUGUCGCUUUUAAGGCAGUUCUUUUCAGGCUUGCUUGGCACAGCUUGAAGCUCCAAGCUUUGGCAAGCUCUAGAAACUUGAAACACAGUGCUGUGACAUGGACGAACA